AUGGCCGUACCCUCCCUUGAGGAGCUGGACUCCUUCAAGUACAGCGACCUGCAGAACUUAGCCAAGAAUCUGGGCCUCCGAGCUAACCUGAGGGCAGACAAGUUGUUAAAAGCCUUGAAAUCCCACCUUAAACACGAGGUAAAAAAAGAAAAUGAUAAUCGGGAUGGAAGUCAAACUUCUGCAUCGUCUUGUGACGAGGCUGAGAUGCAGAGUGGCAGCCAGGAGCAAGCUGAGAGGGAGCCGGCUGACCACGGCACCAAAACCAGGAGAAGGUGCAGGACGGUCCACAGGAACCCUGACUCCCAGCAGGAUGAUUCAGAGAUAAAAAUAAGUGAUCACGCUGAAUUGCAGAAUCAAGAGAAGCAGGAAAACCAGGAUCUCAGAACAGUUGCAGAAGUUCCUUCACCACCAGAUGAAAGCCAAGGAGAGGAGAAUGCCGUUUCCUCAGGAAAAAGAAGAAUAAAUGAUUCAAAGGUACCUUCAGAAAGAAAGAAGCCUCUCUACACAGAUGGGUUUUCCAAACAUGGAAAAAGCAAAAGAAAUACGAGUACUACUCCAAACUUUAAGAAGCUUCAUGAGGCUCGCUUUAAGGAAAUGGAGUCCAUUGAUCAAUAUAUUGAGAGAAAAAAGAAACAUUUUGAAGAACACAAUUCAUUUAAUGAACUGAAGAAGCAGCUGGUCACCAAGGGAGCGGUGGUGACUCCGGUUCCUCUCCGGGGAAGGCUCCGCGCGGCUUGCACCCCCACCAGCCAGCGCCACUUGCCGGGCCGGCCCCUGGGCGCUGCAGGGCGGAGCACCUUGUGUGGGAAGGGCUCCGCCAAGCGAGCCGUUCUCUCGGCUACUAAAAUGAACGUCAGGUUUUCAGCUGCUACCAAAGAUAAUGAGCAUAAGCGUUCACUGACCAAGACUCCAGCCAGAAAGUCUCCACAUGUGAUCAUACCUGGGAGUACCCCAAAAGGCCAGGCUGUGCUCGGGACAGACAAGUUAAAGACCACAAAUGGAAAUUCUGUUUCUGUUGUUACCCCAUUCAAACUGACAACUCAGACAGCACAGACUCCAGUCUCCAACAAGAAGCCAGUGUUUGAUCUCAAAGCAAGUCUGUCUCGUCCCCUCAACUAUGAGCCACACAAAGGCAAGCUGAAACCAUGGGGUCAAUCUAAAGAAAAUAAUUCUCUGAAAGAGCACGUAAACAGAGUUAGCUUCCACAAGAAAACUUACAAACAACCUCCUCUCCAGACUAGGGAGGAACAACGGAAACAACAUGAGCAAAGACGAAAAGAGAAGAAAGCAAAGGUUUUAGGAGCUCGAAGAGGCCUCAUUAUGGCUGAAGAUUAAUUUUUUAAUAUCCUGUAAAUAGUAUUUUAUUCUGAACCCUUUCUUUAUUGUAAAUAUUUUUGUCUUUCCCACUUUAGUCAAAAGACUUUUUUCUGCUCUUUGUUCACUAUCUAUGUAGUGUUGGUGGUUCUCUUCACAUACUACAUCCCUGAAAAGUUGUUACUGACCUUAAGGUUCACAAAUUCUUUGAAAUGGUUUUUACCUAAGUUUCUGUACAAUUCAGUUUUCUAAUGAGACUCAUCCUAUAGAUUCUUGACCUAGAUUUUUAAUGUCAAGUUCCCUCUGCUGACAGAACUGGAAUCCUCUUCCAGACAGAAGCAUUUACCUGAGGGUAGGUAGUUGUACCACAACCUUUAGUAGAACCUAAACCACUAACAAGCUGAGAAAGCCACCU
Messenger RNA from Odobenus rosmarus divergens (Pacific walrus), 1729 nucleotides. It is a transcript of the gene NUSAP1, whose product is annotated as nucleolar and spindle associated protein 1. Gene Ontology annotation, cellular component: microtubule; nucleolus; mitotic spindle. NCBI's taxonomy places the organism in Eukaryota, Metazoa, Chordata, Mammalia, Carnivora, Odobenidae. Bases 1 to 1335 code for a protein of 444 amino acids. Gene Ontology annotation, molecular function: microtubule binding. Gene Ontology annotation, biological process: mitotic chromosome condensation; establishment of mitotic spindle localization; mitotic cytokinesis. The transcript is spliced from 12 exons. The record is from RefSeq and is a predicted model, not a curated record.